GCUGCGCGCUGGUCGAAGCGCUCCCGGAAGCAAUGUGCUGAGCUCGCGCCACGUCUCUCCAGGGGGCUCCUCCCAGCUCCCUGCUGUCUCUGUCUUCCAGCCGGGGAUCAGCGGACCAGGCCCAGAGCAUCAUGGGCAACAAAGGUCCGCGCGCUUCAUCCUUCCAGAUGCUGCUGCUGCUGCUUCUGCUCCUGAUCCGGGCCGAGCGACUGUGGGGCGCUGAGCUCACCUUCGAGCUGCCGGACAAUGCCAAACAGUGCUUCCACGAAGAGGUGGAGCAGGGCGUGAAGUUCUCUCUGGAUUACCAGGUUAUCACGGGAGGCCACUACGAUGUGGACUGCUAUGUGGAGGACCCCAUGGGAAACGUCAUCUACAGGGAGACCAAGAAGCAGUACGACAGCUUCACGUACAGGACGGAGGUCAAGGGCGUUUAUCGGUUUUGCUUCAGUAACGAGUUUUCCACCUUCUCUCACAAGACCGUCUACUUUGACUUUCGAGUGGGUGAUGAGCCCCCCAUUCUCCCAGACAUGGGGAACAGGGUCACAGCUCUCACCCAGAUGGAGUCUGCCUGUGUAACUAUUCACGAGGCCCUGAAGACUGUGAUCGACUCCCAGACACAUUAUCGCCUGCGAGAGGCCCAGGACCGAGCCCGAGCUGAAGACCUUAAUAGUCGAGUGUCUUACUGGUCUGUAGGCGAGACCAUCGCCCUAUUUGUGGUCAGCUUCAGCCAGGUGCUACUGCUGAAAAGCUUCUUUACAGAGAAACGACCCAUUAACAGAACAGUCCACUCCUAACUGUGCAGUCCAUGCCACAGCCCCUCAGACCCUGGGGUCUCAGGUUUCUGCAGGGGUGGGAAGGUGACACAGGGUGAAAGGAGAGCUGCAGGGAGAACAGAGGCCACACUUGGUCGUGUGUGCACACAUCUGAUCCUUGCACUCCAGCAACUGAAGCUCACAGAGCUCAAUAAUCUGAUUGUAUUGUGUUUGUAACAUUAACCAAAAAUGUUUAUGGGUCAGCCUAGGGAUUGGCCACUAUGGUGCAAUGAUCCAGUAUCCGGUCUGUGGGAGAACACAAGUACAUAGGCUUCCAGGGCAGCUUAGGGUUCUGCCACUGCUCCAUGAUACCUGGGUCAUUAGGUUGUUGUAUAGGAGGAGGAGAAAGGAACUCUGAGUUUGUGUCCUCUUCCAUCUGGAGAAAUAAACUGAGUUCUGACCUUCCCAUGAUGGGCCUCUCUGUACCUGAGCAAAGCAGGUCUAGCCUGGAAGCAGUAGGGUCAGCCAUUCAACCAGGAUUCAAAGGGAGAAUGCGUGCCCUUGGUGAUCUGUGUCUCUUGGAGGCAGAACUGUGCUAAUAAAAACCAAAAUUUGAGCACUCUA
Messenger RNA from Psammomys obesus (fat sand rat), 1376 nucleotides. It is a transcript of the gene Tmed3, whose product is annotated as transmembrane p24 trafficking protein 3. Gene Ontology annotation, cellular component: COPII-coated ER to Golgi transport vesicle; COPI vesicle coat; endoplasmic reticulum. NCBI's taxonomy places the organism in Eukaryota, Metazoa, Chordata, Mammalia, Rodentia, Muridae. The transcript is spliced from 3 exons. The record is from RefSeq and is a predicted model, not a curated record. Bases 132 to 794 code for a protein of 220 amino acids. Gene Ontology annotation, biological process: Golgi organization; intracellular protein transport; endoplasmic reticulum to Golgi vesicle-mediated transport.